AUAUUGAAAAACGUACAUACAUAUUUUCCUAAAAUUUAAUUCCUUUAAAAACUUAACAAUAUUCAGGUCUGAAAACAUAUACAUAUUUUAAUUACAAAAAAUGCGUGAUAAUAAAGAAGAAGAUACAAGCGGCAUAGGACAAUCUGCAAUACCAAUGCCCAAACACAUACCAUUUCCAGACUAUCCAGGAUCUUCAGAGAUCCUAAAUGAAUUAUUAAUGUUUUUAUUUACAACAUGUGCAGCUGCCAUGCAAUUUAUCAAUAUAUAUCGCACAAACUGGUGGUUACCCCACUCGCAAAUAACCAAUACUAUGAAUGUAUAUCACAUUGAACCUUUUUUGAUAAUUUUAAUUGUAUCCAUAAAUGCUAGAAGAUUAGUGUAUUGUGUGUGCUUGAAGGCUGUGGAAUUGUUAUUGCCCACACAUCUGCAACAAAUGAUGGGCAUAUGUAAAUAUGUCGUAGAGGACAUUAUUUUGGCUUUGCUUAUUGCUUGCAUAGUAAUGCUGUACAACAACAACAAUUACUUGACUAUAUUUUUGCUAAUAUAUCCAUUCAUAGUUUAUUUUCUGGCUUUUGGGUUUACUUUAGAACCAUUCUUGCGUUUCAAUUAUGAAGUUAAAGGUGCUUACUUCAAUGGAUUUCCUUUGCAUUCUUGUUCAGCAAAUCCCAAUGCCAUACGCUAUGAAAUUGAUGUGUUACGCAACGAUUUCAAUUGCCGCUUUAAACAAGUCAUCUUUACAUCUCUUUUAAAUACCUAUUUCUCCACAUUUCUUCCCUGUUACUUUGCCACCCAAGUACAUUACAAUGUCCUAUGGGCCAGCAUACACAUUCUAUUGGUAUUCUUCAGUGUUUUCACCAUGUGCACUGUAUUUAGUUUUCCCUCCAAAUAUAGCGAUAUUCUGCAUAGAGCUGCACUGCAUCUGGGCUACUGGUUUAAACUAGAAUUGCGUGCGGGUGCUGAUUGCGUUAUAAGCGCUACCGCCCCUAAUUGGAUAAAGAGUGCUCUCUGGGGUCACAAUACCGUGGCCAAAUGCAGUGGCGAAUUGUAUCGCAGUUUUGGUCCGGUUACGGUUGCCACUCCAGGCAAUUCAUCACAUGCUAGAUUUUAUAAACUUUUCCAUAAUCCUUCUCUGAUAUAUGCCACCUUAACUAUUAUACAAACUUGUAUAGUUUUAUCGGGCAUUUCAUUGUUGUAUUAUGCCAUUGAAUGGCAUUUCAUUUUAUCUUUAAGCUUUAUUACUUUGACUAAUCAAUUUACAUUCUUCAAACUGAUGCGUGAUUAUUUGAUAACGAAACGAGUGUAUUUGGCUGAGCUAACGGUAAGCGAUUUCAAAUUAAUGGAAAACUAAAUAAUAAAAUAUGAAUAAAUAAAAAGAAGACUGUAAAAUGUUUGCUAUAAAGAAGUCUUGCUCAACAAGGCAUAAAUCAAGAAAUAA
Calliphora vicina (urban bluebottle blowfly) is the source of this 1435-nucleotide messenger RNA. Its product is annotated as transmembrane protein 39A. The record is from RefSeq and is a predicted model, not a curated record. The transcript has 4 exons. Gene Ontology annotation, cellular component: membrane. Bases 101 to 1348 code for a protein of 415 amino acids. Lineage: Eukaryota; Metazoa; Arthropoda; Insecta; Diptera; Calliphoridae.